This is a messenger RNA of Sinocyclocheilus rhinocerous, 3443 nucleotides long. RefSeq names its product ADM2-like. The record is from RefSeq and is a predicted model, not a curated record. Gene Ontology annotation, biological process: regulation of systemic arterial blood pressure; positive regulation of heart rate; adenylate cyclase-activating G protein-coupled receptor signaling pathway. The transcript has 3 exons. NCBI's taxonomy places the organism in Eukaryota, Metazoa, Chordata, Actinopteri, Cypriniformes, Cyprinidae. Gene Ontology annotation, cellular component: extracellular region. Gene Ontology annotation, molecular function: hormone activity. Bases 223 to 711 code for a protein of 162 amino acids.
GCUUGAUCUUGGCGAGCGCACCCGUGGGAAAAUUCUCGAGACAGUUUAGCGCGUGGCACUAGAUCUUCACCUGAGAUAAAGGAACAGUUGAAACGCCACAGUACCUUGAAGUUGGACUUUUGUUCUAACUUGAAAGUUUCAGUUGCUGGAAAUUCAAUAUUGUUCAGGUGCAUUGGAAGCCCCCUCCUGACCAAGGGGGCGUGAGAACGUUAUUCGCCCAAGAUGAGAGCGCUUUUCCCGGUUUUUGUAUGUUGCAUCAGCCUGCUCUUCUCACAACUGCUGGCUCUACCGGUGAGAAACAGGUUGGACUUCAUGCCAAGACUCCAUCAGCUAAGAGAGGAAAAUACCAUCUCUCCGGACGUUACUGAGCACCCAAACACUGACCAUGGCGUCUCCAUCGACCGCACCAUUCUAUGGAGGGCCAUCCUCUCCAAAUCGCCACCUCAAGACCCAAUAAGAAACCCAUCCCACAUCGGUCAGCCAAUGGCAGGAGAGUCCACCAAAAUGGGAGAGAGUGCUAGACACAGAGGUCGUCGCAAUGUGCACUCAAAAGGCCACCAUAACCAUCAUCACGCUCAGCUGAUGCGUGUCGGAUGCGUCCUCGGUACCUGCCAGGUACAAAACCUCAGUCAUCGCCUUUACCAACUGGUCGGGCAAAGUGGACGCAAAGACUCGCCCAUUAACCCACGCAGUCCACACAGUUACGGAUGAGUUUAGGGGGAUGUCCGGCUGAAACUAAGACCAAGAAAACAGCGUUACACACAUCUGUCCUGGUGUUUGUCUAUUUUAUUGCAAUAGGAUACUGCUGUAGUACUCUUUCCUCCUCUCUGCCUUGGUUUUCUGGAGUGUAUACUGUGCCUUUUUGGACAGAAAGGACCUCUUGUUACUUGAUGGCGAAUUUUGAAUUCGGUGCCUCUGAAAUACUUUGACUCUGGCCUCUCAUUUUUUGGUACUCAAACAGAUUCUUUAUUUUAAUAUUGUCAUUUCAUUAAGACUUCAGAUAAGAGAUUAUUCCGGGUUACGCCGCAUUAUGUCCCGACUCAUCUAAGACUGUUAACUUCUACAUCACUGAUCAGACUGGCUGAGCCUUUAAUGUGGAUUUCAACACGGUGUGGGAUUGGAUUUCUGUCAAUGUGAGGCUUGUGUGUUCCAAAAAACUCUGAACCCUCUCACCUUGUGUCUCCAAAAGACUUUUAAGAAGAAAGCAGACUUUCUACAAUUGCUUCGUAAGUGGUGCAAGACCACCAUCUGAUACCUUCUCACUUGAAUAGCUACUGCAACGUUGGGUUUAAAUGUUGGGUUUUACACAAUGGAGAAUUGUUUGAAUUUACAAACACAGUGGUCCCUUGGUUGAACCCGCAUAACAAUACAGUAGCAAUCGCCAUCGAAUCCAGAUUAACACAUUAUUGCUUCUCAGUGCACUUUGAGGUCUGGCAUCUGAAAUAUUACACUUCACGUGGUUCAUAAAGUCACAAGAAUGAGUUAUAAUCCCCAAGGUCUCAGUUUCUACUCUUGACAGAAUCCUGCUGGGCUUUGCCACAUUUUAUAAACAGAAGCAAGACUUUUCGGAGCAUUUUUAAAUUAUGGUUAUAACUCACCCAUAAAUACCCAUUACCAAGGUUACAGAGGCUAAAACUAGCUUAAGGGCUGUUUAAAAAACAUUUUCUCCCAUUUUUAUUGCGAAACACUCUUAAAGGAACAUCUCAUCAUUCCCCAAAAAAUAAUUUUGUCAUGAUUUACUCAUAAAGUUGCAAACCUGUAUGACUUUUUCAUUCUGCGUAACAUAAAAUGUUCAUACAUUGCACGUCAAAGGGAUCUGAAGUUGGUUUUGGACCCCAUUGACUUGCAUUGUAUGGACAAAAACUGAAUUCUUAGUAAACGGCACAACUGUUAAUAUCAUAAAUGCCCUCAAAAAUGUUCUUAACACACACUGACUGGCAUAAUUUAAGUAAUUCUCAAGCUCAUUCUUGUAAUUCUAAUUAAAGAUUCUGGUUCUACCAAAAUUUGAGGAGCAAGCGUUCCAAAGUCUUUCGGGAAAAUGGCCUUCCAAAAGGACUCUUCCAGCCGUGUCAUGUAUUUUAAGAAUUCCCUUUUGUUAUAAUAAUCAUGUCUGAAUACGUGGGUGGAUACACAGACCAAAAAUACCCGACAGACGUAGGAAAAGUAGCUGUAAAAACCAACCGAUUUAAAACUUUACAUGCCUUUUGAGGGGCUGUGGAUGUCGGGGGAAUGCUGUGAGACAUCAAAGUACACGCCUGAGGAUUAAAAUAGCAGAAGUAAUCCUAAAAAUCCUACUUAAACAUCAAAAACUCAAUUUCAGCUAGGUAUCCAGACAAAACUCUCCCACUUUGUGAUGUAUGUUAUAGGACAACUUGCUUUCAAAUGGCUCCAGAAAGGCAGAGAACUGACCAAAAAAGCCUGAAUUUACUUGAUACCUUUCUGUGCAUUUACAUUAUACUGUUCAUUUAUCUUUAAACGGGCUUGAAUUUCAAUUGGAUUUGAUUGUGUUCGUCACUGUAAAAGUCUUUUUCAUUGUCAUGGCUGAUUCUAAUGAUGAUGAUCAUAGGAAGUAGUAAUCGCUGGUGCUUUGGAUCUAAUUUGCUCAAAGGCUCUCUAUAUAUCCGACACCAUUCUCUCUGCUGUAAUCGAUCUGAUUGAUGUCUCUUGACUAAUCAUAAUUAAAAGGCUUUUAAACUGCUGAGAGCCUGGUUAAUCUGUAUUUUUUGCACAGGGAGAGCCUCUUAACCUGCCUCAUGUUGACUUAUAUUGAUCACAUUCCUUUUUUUGACUAUUUAUUUGACUAUUUAUGAGUUGUUGUGAACGUCUUGGUGACAUGGGUUGGAACGUAGCAAGUGCGUCAGUAUCUGGCCCUGAUCGUUCUUUGUACGCGUGUGUUUUUGUGUGCUGCCCCUGUGUAUUGCCUAUUUACAUGACCUUUGUCCCCCUUUAAAGACCUACUUGGUUCAUUAAGAAAAACACAAGCGUUAGCUUUCACGCUAAUGUGAACGUGUUUGUGAUGAAGGAAUACACAGAACGUUAUGAAUCUGUGUCCUGGAGACUUUUAAAGACUUGUGUGUGUGUGUGUGUGUGAACGUCAUCCUGGCCAUGAGCGUAACAUUACAUGUUUUAGCUGAUACUAAAGGUCAGUUGUGUUGUUACUACCUUUGAAGCAGGAGCAUGUUUUUAUUUUUGUCACUUGAACUUCAGAUUGAUCAGUUUUGUGUAUUGAUUUUGAGCAGGAUCUGUAUGAAUGUAUUUUAAAGGGCAUUAGCACACUGCAUGAGGACUGACUCCGUAUCAUGUACACAUCUUUUGUGAAUACUUUUAUUAGGUGUGAUAUUUAAGUUAAUGUAUUUAUGUUUGCAUUUGUGUAUCUAUGUCACCAAAGACAUUAUUUAUCACAUACAGUGUUUUCUCACACCUCAGAGUUGUCCUCUGUGUAU